Molecule: messenger RNA, 1935 nt
Organism: Pyricularia pennisetigena
Lineage: Eukaryota; Fungi; Ascomycota; Sordariomycetes; Magnaporthales; Pyriculariaceae
Exons: 3
Coding region: 1-1935 (644 amino acids)
Biological process (GO): cell-cell adhesion
Cellular component (GO): plasma membrane
Molecular function (GO): myosin binding
Source: RefSeq, a predicted model, not a curated record
AUGUCAUCGGUCGUCUCACGUUUGUUCACAGUGCUGACUGUUAUACCCGAAGACGAAGCCGAGGAACCACCCCGAUCCGGUACAUGGACACCGCCCGCCGAGCCUGAAUACAAUGCCGAUACGCCGCCUCCCAGCCCUCCUGCGCCAUCGUUUGCUCCUGGUGGAUUGCCCGUAGUCAAGAAGCGCUUCCGUCAGAAGCCGGACCCCUUGCACGUUCAGAUCCCAAGGAGCUACACGCUGCCAACCUCGCUCCGUAACCGUUACUCGAGUGCUGUCGCUUCACGUAUCGAUCGGGCGGAUAACGCCAAGUUUAUCGAGCAGUUUCGCUACACCAUAGUCGCUUCUCAAUUGCUCAGCGGCCACUCUAUACUUGGAGCGCAACAUGCUUUGUCCGGACAUGGACAGCAACAGGUGUCAGGGACAGAUGCCGGUGCUCCUGUCGUUGGACAAGGGCUUGUCUUGACCGUUGCUGGUGCUUUCGCUCUCGCCUGGAUCAUUAGCUGGGUCCGGGCUGGUGGGUUCUCGCACUUGACCAAGCAGAAAUUUGUGGUAGGUCUGGUCGUGCUGCUUCUGUUUGUCCUGGUCGGUCAUUUCUUGAUACGACACAGAUGGCAAAAAUAUCUGCGGGAAAAGACAUUGGCCGAGAUGAAUACGUUCGUUUCCACGUCUCAGCACUUUGACGGUGCCGUCAGCGCCGCGGUUUCUUUGAUCCAGGAGGUAGAGCUCGUGUCCCGGGGCUACAGGAUAAGCGCUCCUCUGCCUCCCGUAAGCCGCAUGGACGAAAAGAGCCAGACCAGAAGGUGCAUGAGGCUGCGAAAGGCACUUAAGGCGUCCUUUGCGCAUUGUAUCCCUGAAUACAAGCAGACCAUGGAAGUGGUCAAGAAAUUCGCCGCCGAAGCCGACCUGGAGAAGUACCACGAUGUCUACGACCUCAGCGACCUCGACAUUGCUGAUGCGCUACAGGGCUUCUCUGUGGAGUCUAUGGAGGAUAUGGAAUCGUUACACAGUUUCAAGGUCGCCGCGGCUCGUCUCCACACGCUGCGGAAGAUGUUUCUGUGUGCUUUACUUGCUCUCGAGGUGACCGGGGACAACUCGGACUUUCUACGAUGGACUACAGUUGUUGAAGGCUUGAGGAACCUGAAUGAGGCCACCAGCGUGUCCUACGUGCGCGUGGCAGAUAUCCUGAAGGAUGAGGAGUGUAAGCCUUACCCGCUCAUGGAAGGCCAAGCUGCAAGGAGCAUACCGCUAAUAAUCUUUACAGCGUUCCCGGUCAUCCCGACACCGAAACUGCCGCUCUCGCCCGGGCGGGAGAGAUGGCGCUCGCAGAUGAGGAAGCUGGAUUCUCUCUCGUCUGGCAUCCGUGGCUUGCAGGCCAAGAUGACGUUAUUGCGGGAGGAGUCAGAUCGUGCUUUAAAUGAGGCCGAAGAUGUUUCGGAGAUUGGCCCAAGUCUCAUGUCUCAGUACGACUCGAUCGGGCAAGAUCUCAAGAUGCUUACUCAGGCCUGGGAGGAGGGGAGGGCCGCCCUGGCUUCCGGCAUCGAUCGGAAUGAGAAGCGGCUGUCAUCAAUAAGUAACCUUCUCCUAUCGCCGACGAUUUCCCUCAGCGGCCUUACCACGGUCGACGAAGGAGGCGUCGCCGAGGCACUCGAAGCCCUCAACGGCGGCGGCUCGCCGUGUCCUAGUCGCAAGAUGAGCUCUCCUGAAGCCGAAGUAUUCGAGGCUAUCGCCAUGCCGCGACCGCGCAGUCUACUUUCAAGAGAGGAGAGGCUGGCCAAGAUGAAGGCCGACCGAGAGAAGAAGGCCGAGUCGAGAAAAAGCUUGGAGAACGGCCGGUUCAUGCUCCGUGAGCUUGAAACAGUGCUCAAUGUCAAAAACGAGCAGAGGAGCGGGGCUCAGCAUCGCAAGUCGGUCUCUCUGGGCCGAACCUCACUCUGA